CGCCUUUGAAUCGCCCAAGUAGUUUCUUGCACAGACACGACUGUGCAGUUGAGGCACAUAUGAUCUGAUCUUUUUAAAUCACACUGCACCUUUUCAUGUUCUCGGGGAAGGCAGACAGUCGUUUUGCAACUCGAUCAAAGUCUUUUCGUUAAGUACUGUGUUUUAGCCAUUUGUUGUGUAAUCGAGAAGACCAUGGCUUCGGACGAGCUGGCAUCCAAACUGACCCGACGGCUAAAGAUCGAGGAUGGCACGGAGGGUGCGGUGGCCGUGGACGAGAGCCACGAAAACGGAGACGACGAGAAAUCGACGACCGCGAACGCCGACUCCGAGCUGGGAGCCAAGCUGCUCCGCCGAGGGGAGCUGAACGAAGGUGUCGGAGAACCACAGCAGCCCAGCUCGAAGGUGUUCAACCCCUACACGGAGUUCAAGGAAUUCUCCCGGAGGCAAAUCAAAGACAUGGAAAAAAUGUUCAAACAGUAUGAUGCGGGGAAGGACGGUUUCAUCGACCUGAUGGAGCUGAAGCUGAUGAUGGAGAAGCUGGAGGCUCCGCAGACUCACCUGGGCCUGAAGAACAUGAUCAAGGAGGUGGACGAGGAUCUGGACAACAAGCUGAGCUUCAGAGAGUUCCUGCUGAUCUUCCGCAAGGCGGCGGCGGGAGAGCUGGCUGAGGACAGCGGUCUGCACGCUCUGGCCAGACUGUCCGAGAUCGAUGUGUCUACAGAGGGGGUGAAGGGAGCCAAGACGUUCUUUGAGGCCAAGGUCCAGGCCAUUAACGACUCAAACCGAUUCGAGGCAGAGAUUCGUCAAGAGCAGGAGGAGAAGAAGAAGCAGCUAGAGGAGAAGAAACAGAGAAAGGCAGCUUUCAAAGAGCUGCAGUCGGCCUUCAAAUAACCUCACUCUCUCUUCUCUGCGUUACUCUUCCGAUUAAAGAGGAAAGUAUGUGCUGGAUAUUGAGUAGAUUGAGCAGAGUGCAGGACCUCUCCAAACACCAUGACUCCAGGACCAUUUUGCAUUCAUUCAGUUCCACUAUAUAACAGCCUGUUCCAGAAAAUAAAAAACAGAAUUUCAUUAACUGCUCCUGUGAUAGAGAUAGUAGUAUUUGAGAAAGGCAAUCGAUGAAACACUGUAGUUCUUAUGCUUUACUUAAAUAAUGAUUCCCCCUUCCCACAGAGCCUGCACACUGUAUGUGAUGUCAUUUCCUGUGCAUGCAGGAAGCACACUUGUACAAAAAACCAUGAGCCUCUGGUGUAUAUGUUUUGGUGUUGGGGGUGAGAUGUUUUUGCAUGUGGUGGUGGUAUUUUUGGUAUGGCCGUUGUGAGGACCUGACAUUCUGCCCCUGGUGGUCGGCUAGCUGCCUCAGUGCACAGCAACAGCCCCCGUUCCCAUGCCUCUGUUUCCUUCCGGUGUGCCUUUCUGCACUCAUUUCCAGCGAAAUGAAAAUAAUAAAAUGACUGAAAUACAUUGAGAAUGCCUCUUAUCCAGGCUGAGAGGUUUUGUAGAUUCCAUUGCUUCCUGUUCUGUGUUGUCGUGUGUUUCUGUCAUUACACGUAUGUGGAAUGUGUCUUUGCUCAGGCGUACCGCUAAACUCCUGUGUGAGAUCCACAAGUGGCCAAAGCUGAGAGUGUGAAUUGUGAAUUAUCUCACAAGUGGCACACAAAUGCUGUGACAAUUGCGCCCUCUCUCGGCAGCCAUGGGAACUUCACAUGAAGACUAAGUUGCUGUCUCCUGUGUUGUCCUGUAGAGGGCGCAGCGCUCCGAUGAUGCUGAGCGAACUGCAGCUGCCUCGACUCGCAGACUUCACUGUCUCUGUCGCGGCUCCUGUGGCGGAUUUUUCUUUCCUUUUUACUCUUUUCAUAUUUCUUUGUAAAAUUGUGCCAGAUUUUCUAGCUGGUUUCAGCUGCUCCUCUUUCUUGGAGGAAGGAAGACCAAAGAUAACUGAUAAAGUAGAAGUGGUUGAGGCUAUGGUACCUUAGCAUGUGUAUCGGCUUCUAUUCUGCUAAUCGGCUGUUGCCACAUGGGUAAAUUCAAGGAAAGCCUUGAACAUUGUGAUCACAAGGGUUUAAGGUGUCUGUACUUAAAUGCUUCUGAGACAAAGGCACUGAAACUGUGCUUCCACUUACAAAUGGAAAUUUGCUGUGCAAACCGUAAUUACUAAAUUAAUUUUCAUCUUUAUCUAAGUUUACGAACACUGUUUUCUACACAUGCUCUGGUUGUCUUAAAACAGUUGCUUUUAUUUUUCAUACCUUGGCUCAGGUUU
This is a messenger RNA of Megalops cyprinoides (Indo-Pacific tarpon), 2257 nucleotides long. RefSeq names its product EF-hand domain-containing protein D2-like. Bases 193 to 891 code for a protein of 232 amino acids. NCBI's taxonomy places the organism in Eukaryota, Metazoa, Chordata, Actinopteri, Elopiformes, Megalopidae. The transcript has 4 exons. The record is from RefSeq and is a predicted model, not a curated record. Gene Ontology annotation, molecular function: calcium ion binding.